Colossoma macropomum (tambaqui) is the source of this 1497-nucleotide messenger RNA. It is a transcript of the gene tmem120aa, whose product is annotated as transmembrane protein 120A. Bases 94 to 1119 code for a protein of 341 amino acids. Gene Ontology annotation, cellular component: membrane. The record is from RefSeq and is a predicted model, not a curated record. Gene Ontology annotation, biological process: fat cell differentiation. Lineage: Eukaryota; Metazoa; Chordata; Actinopteri; Characiformes; Serrasalmidae. The transcript has 12 exons.
GAGGAGCGGAGGGGCGGCAGACCGUUAUCUGUCAGACCAAUACAGCAGUACAGACAGUUGGCUGGACUUCUUCCGUCACGAACCCUCAGCGCGAUGUUGUUUAGUCCGACCUCUUUGUCCGAGUGUCUUCAGGAAUGGGAGGAUCUCGAAAAGGACUACCAGCAGGUCCAGGAAACCCAUCGUCUGUAUAAACAAAAGCUAGAGGAGGUUUCAAAGCUGCAGGACAGCUGCUCGGCUUCCAUUGCGCGCCAGAAGAAAAGGAUAAAGGAGCUCUCAGAUUCCCUUGAAGAAUGCAGACAGAAGGGGAACCCAGAGGACAGGAGCGCAAUAGAUGGGAUCCUGGAAUCCAUGAAAGAAAGGCCAAGUGUAUUUUUUGAAAUGGAGGCUUUCCUUCCAAAGAAAAACGGGUUAUACCUCAGUCUUGUCCUUGGAAAUGUGAACGUUACACUCCUUGACAAACAGUCAAAAUUUGCCUACAAAGAUGAGUAUGAGAAGUUUAAGCUCUACCUGACCGUGAUUCUUCUACUUUUCUCCUUCACGUGCCGAUUUAUAGUCAGUUAUAGAGUGGUAGACGCACUUUUCAAUUUCCUGUUGGUCUGGUAUUACUGCACCCUGACGAUAAGGGAGAGCAUCCUCAUUAAUAACGGCUCAAAGAUCAAGGGGUGGUGGGUAUUUCAACAUUAUGUCUCAACUUUCCUCUCUGGAGUAAUGCUGACUUGGCCUGAGGGAGAACUCUACCAGAUGUUUAGGAACCAGUUCCUAUCCUACUCCUUGUAUAUAAAUUUUGUCCAGUUUCUUCAAUACUACUACCAGAGUGGCUGUCUAUACCGGCUUCGUGCUCUGGGAGAGCGACACAACAUGGACCUCACAGUUGAGGGCUUUCAGUCCUGGAUGUGGAGGGGCCUGACUUUUCUGUUGCCUUUCCUUUUCCUCGGUCAUUUUUUUCAGCUUUAUAAUGGAAUCACGCUUUUCCAAAUGGCCCAGCUGCCGGAAUGGAAAGAGUGGCAGGUCCUCAUGUGCGCAUCCACCUUUCUCGUGCUGUUCAUGGGGAACUUCUUCACCACGCUGGGUGUAGUUUACCACAAAUACACACAUCAGGACAAAGCAAAAGAUUUAUGAACGUCAAAAAUAAACGCACAGAUGUCAAAGUCACUCCAUGUAAUCACUGGAGUCUGUCCAAAAAAGUGUUUUACAUUAAUGUUUUUUUAAUGCCCUUAUUUGUAUCUGCCUAUAUUUUGUGUGAAGUUGACGUGUGACUCUACUGUAAGUGCUUCCGUUUGCUUCUUCUGAAAGUUUGAAGAGUUUUUUUUUUGUUUAUUGAAGAAUUCACAUUAAAUGUGCAUAUGCCAGCAGAAAUGGUGAAUGUUACCUACAGUCCACAUGAAAAGGGAUGAUAUACGUUUGGUCCAAUAUUUAAUGUGUUUUUCAUACAUUGUUCAUGAGGCUGGAACAUCACUGCAUUCCCAGAGUCAAAAUAAAGACCGCAUAGCAACGUUA